Crotalus tigris (Tiger rattlesnake) is the source of this 3633-nucleotide messenger RNA. RefSeq names its product antigen peptide transporter 2-like. Gene Ontology annotation, cellular component: TAP complex; endoplasmic reticulum membrane. NCBI's taxonomy places the organism in Eukaryota, Metazoa, Chordata, Lepidosauria, Squamata, Viperidae. The transcript has 12 exons. The record is from RefSeq and is a predicted model, not a curated record. Gene Ontology annotation, biological process: transmembrane transport; antigen processing and presentation of endogenous peptide antigen via MHC class I. The coding region runs from base 230 to 2389 and encodes 719 amino acids. Gene Ontology annotation, molecular function: ATP hydrolysis activity; ABC-type oligopeptide transporter activity; MHC protein binding.
CCAAGGUCCCUUCCAACUUUACUACUAUUACUAUUACUAUUAGCAACUAAUGCAGCUCAGAAAAAAGCAACGACGCAGGGACAUAACGAGAAGCUGAAACCGAAAGCGAAAGCAACUUGUUGGGGGAUUUUUUCGGCUCUGUGCUGUGAGCCUUGUGUACAAGAGAGGGAAAACCCAGCCCGGCACGGCUGAAGUGAGGCAUCGGAUCCAGAAGGAUCAAAAGCCCGGCAUGGAAGGACUUUCCUGGCCGCUGCUGGAAGAGCCCAUCAGAAAGAUGCUGGUCCCUGUCGUGUUUCAGGCAAUUCCCCUGAUUCUCUGUGACCGAAUCCUGCUCUCCUUGCUGAAUGGAUGGAGCCCCUCCCUGGUCCCACUGGGGGUCUCAGCAGCUUGGCUGGAGGCCGCUCUCCGACUGCUGGUUCUCUUCGGGGUCAGGGGUCUGUUCUCCAUGGGUCGAACCUCCCCGAUGUCCUUCUCCACGGUGGCUGCAGUCAGCAUCGUGCCCCCUUUCUACCUGUUGGUGGGACACUGGCUUGGGGACCCUCCCCUCCUGGUCUCUUCGGCCGCGUGGUCUUGGUGGCUGGCAAUCUACGGGGCGGUGGGCUUCUCCCAGCUCCUCUGGGGGAUCCUGGCAGAAGGGCGAAGCCCAAAGGAGUCCCGGAAAGAAGACAAAGCCACCCUUUGGAAGAUGCUCCAUCUUUUCCGUCCAGACAAGCUGUAUCUCACUGGCGCUUUCUUGUUCCUCGUCCUGGCGGUGAUUGGUGAAACAUUCCUGCCCUAUUACAUCGGGCGUUUGAUUGACAUCCUGGGCACCAAAUACGAUGCAGAAGCCUUUUCCACAGCCAUCUCUCUACUCUUCCUGAUCUCAUUUGCAAGCUCCGUGUUUGCCAGCUGUCGUGGGGGACUCUUCAUGUUCACGAUCUCACGGAUGGUUAUCCGGACUCGCAACUUACUCUUCUCUUCUCUGGUGAGGCAAGACCUGGCCUUCUUCCAGGAGGUGAAAACAGGAGCGCUGGCCUCCCGCCUUUCCAAAGACACAACUAUGAUGAGCCACUCGGUGCCACUCAACACCAAUGUCUUCCUGCGCACCCUGAUCAAGGCCGUUGGGCUCUACGUAUUCAUGAUUGGCCUGUCCUGGCGCCUGACGCUGCUAAUGCUGAUCGAGACCCCACUCAUGAUGGCCGUUCAGAAGGUCUACGAUGUCCGUCAUCAGGCUUUACUGAAGGCGAUCCAGGACUCGGUGGCCCGCUCAGAGGAGGUGGUGUAUGAGGUAAUCUCGUCCGUGCAGACUGUGCACAGCUUUGCCACUGAGGAGAAGGAGUCGCAGCGCUACGAGGCGUCCUUGGAGGACACCUGCCAGCUGAAGAAGCAAAGGGACGUGGAAAGGAUUGUUUACGUAUUCGUUGCCCGGGUCCUCCGAUUGAGCAUGAAGUUGAUCCUGCUUUACUGUGGUUACCAGCAGAUCCUCACUGGCUUCAUGACCGAAGGAAACUUGGUCUCCUUCAUCCUCUACCAGACACACAUAGGGCAGUGUGUACAGGGCCUGAUUUACGCUUACGGGGAUGCCCUGAGCAAUGUGGCCGCAGCAGAAAAAGUAUUUGAAUAUCUUGACCGGAAACCUUCUGUCAGCACAGAAGGGACGUUGUCUCCAAAAUCCCUCUCCGGAUGCAUCUCCUUCCAAAAUGUUUCCUUCUGCUAUCCCUCCCGCCCCGAGAUCCAGGUCCUGAAGAAUGUCUCCUUUGAGCUUCGCCCUGGGGAAGUGACGGCGUUGGUAGGCCUGAACGGCAGCGGGAAAAGCAGCUGCGUCGCCCUCCUGGAGCACUUCUACGAACCCCAGUCUGGGGAGGUCCUGCUGGACGGAGUCCCAGUUGGGAAAUAUGAACACAAGUAUCUCCAUAGGCAGGUGGCCCUAGUGGGCCAGGAGCCCGUCCUUUUCUCCGGGUCCAUUUGGGACAAUAUCACCUACGGCCUGCAAGGCUGCAGUGAGCAAGACGUGAGCAAAGCAGCGAAAGAAGCUGAUGCCCUGGGAUUCAUCCGUGAGCUGGAAGGAGGCUUCACUGCAGAGGUGGGGGAGAAAGGGGGCCAGCUGUCCGUGGGGCAGAAGCAACGGCUGGCCAUCGCCCGGGCCCUGAUCCGUGACCCCAAAGUGUUGGUGCUGGAUGAAGCCACGAGCGCCCUGGACCCCGAGAGCGAAGCUGCAAUCCAGCAUUCUGUGCAGACUCGUGGAGCCCUGACGGUGCUGGUGAUUGCUCACCGGAUGCAAACGGUGGAGAACGCAGACAAGAUUGUGGUACUGGAAGAAGGAGAGGUUGUGGAGGAGGGGACUCACACGGAGCUGAUGGGCUGGAGAGGCCCCUACUACAGACUUGUGGAAAGGACCCAGGCAGAGUGACCUCUGGAGUUGCAAUGGAGAUGUGCAGCCACAGGAUCCACUGAUUUUGUAGAUGGCAAAUGCAUGAUGGGUGGCGGAGAUAGACAACAGCACUCUCCUAUGGGAAGAGAAUGACCCAGAAGGACAAAGUAGACUGUUCGUCAGCUCUUGGCUAGUCAAGGGUGGCUGAAUUGCAGCCAUUUGCUAGGACAGUGAUGGCAAACCUUUUAGAGACCAAGUACCCAAAACCUGCCCCCCACCCCUGGCCCCGCUCUGUCUGCUGGACCAUCCACCACCUCCACGGCCUGCCACAGAUCACCCAGGCAGCCCAGUAGCGCCAUGGUGGCCACACCCUAGGCCUGUGCCCUGCAGCAUCAUCUGCGUGCGAUGGGGCACAAGGGCGGAGUCUUAUCCCCACUGCCCGGCUACCAUGUCCUUGGCUACGCUGCUUUGCGUGGGCUGUGCCCAAGGGCGACUCUCCUCCGGUGGGGCUGCUGGUGAGGAGAGGGCCAUGGGAGGAGGCAGGGAUGGGACGACGGUGUGUGUGCCCACAGAGAGAGCUUCAAGUGCCGCCUCUGGCACGCAUGCCAUAGGUUCGCCACCACUGUGCUAGGAGAUGUUGCUUUUCUUAUCUGGGCACAAUUCUUGUAUUGUGUUAAGUAGCAACCUGGACCCUGGAAACUCCACUGUGGAAAAUGCAGAAUCCUGUUUUCAAGCAACUGUCUUGUUUAGUAAACACACCAAUGUGCCAAUUUUUCCUUUGUUUAAAUUUGGCACGGGAUAACUUUUUAUAGAACUUACUCUUUUAUUACACCUUUUUAAUAUUGGUUGCAGCAUCUUGGCUUCCUCUUUUGUUUUGUUAAAUAAAGUAUCACUGUGUAGGAAGCCCCGACUCCCCAGAUUAAAAUAUUCUUUAUUCUUAAUAUUAAAAGAGGCAGGAUAUUAUAUUUUCCCAGAGGAGAAAUGGAGAAAAAUCUUAAGAAAGAUAGAAAACAGCCCCAGUCUUUCUUAAUAGGCCUCAAGUAGAAGCCUCAAGUCUUUAGAGAUGGAUAUUUUGUACCUAUUAAGAAAGACUGGGCUAAUCUAAUCGUAAACAAAACACCUUCAGCCCCCACAGCUGAUGGGGUUAAAAAAUUACAUUCCUCCACCCAAAUUCUAAGGGCAGGAUAUGAUUUGUUGAAGGAAAAAUCUUCAUCAGAGUCCAGUCCAAGCUGUGAAUAAACAAAAUGGAGACUCCUUUAGAAAGAAGGUUGCAGUUUAUUGAA